Messenger RNA from Nomia melanderi (Alkali bee), 639 nucleotides. Its product is annotated as Coiled-coil domain containing 56. Lineage: Eukaryota; Metazoa; Arthropoda; Insecta; Hymenoptera; Halictidae. The record is from RefSeq and is a predicted model, not a curated record.
GUAAUAUAGAAAUGUAAGCAGUACACUAUUUAAAACUCGAAUCUUUUAUUUCGUAUUAUGUUUCAUUACAUUAGAAGCACGUGUGUUCUAUACUUCGGUUUAGCUUGUUUCAGUAAGAACAGUUUUGUUUCAUUUACAAAUUAGAAGAAACAACAACCUAAAAUAUUAAAUACUGUUGGAGAUAAUUCAAUUGAUCAUAACAUCAUUUGAAAGAAAAUACUGCGAAGAUGAAUCCUGCUAAUAAAGAUAGUGACCUCAUGUCACCAGUUAAAAAGGAGCAAUUAAAACCUGUAGACUAUCUGCAUUUGAAACAAGCAGAGGCAAUAAAUGUUAACAGAUUAAUUAAGCAUAAAGCUCUUCGUAAAAGGGUUAAUACUGCUGGCGUGUGCCUAGGACUUUUCAGUUUUUCAAUUUAUCUUUACACUAUAUAUGCCGUAAAACAAGAAACUUUUUUGGAUGACUUUAAUGAACCUGAAACAAUAUUAAUCGAUGCACCUAAUGCACAGAAAUGAAAAGUUAUCAAAUAAAAUAGUAAAAAAGGCAGGAUAUCUUCCAGGAAGUUAUGUAUUAGAAGUUGGACCUGGUCCUGGUGCAUUAACUAGAUCAAUUUUAAGACAUUCUCCAGAAAAAUUAAUUGUU